This is a messenger RNA of Acyrthosiphon pisum (pea aphid), 1868 nucleotides long. Its product is annotated as regulator of microtubule dynamics protein 1. Bases 203 to 1117 code for a protein of 304 amino acids. The transcript is spliced from 7 exons. Lineage: Eukaryota; Metazoa; Arthropoda; Insecta; Hemiptera; Aphididae. Gene Ontology annotation, molecular function: microtubule binding. The record is from RefSeq and is a predicted model, not a curated record. Gene Ontology annotation, cellular component: mitotic spindle pole; cytoplasm; mitochondrion.
GUCGGAAAUUCGGAACUUCAAUGAUUAUAAUAUUUAGCUAUUAUUUAUUUUUAAAUGCUUACUAGUACUCACUGCUCGUAUUGAGUACAAUACGCCAAUAUACUUACUAUAGUCACCAGUUCCGCGGUACUUACCGCCGGCGGCCAGAGAUUUUUAACCGCGAGUUCGCAGCGACCCCGACUAUUUCGUUUGCCCGUCAGAAAUGUUCCGGAACCGGGUGAAACACAUCAGUUGGUUCGUUUACGAAUCGUUUGCGAGGACUGUUGGAUACCGUCAGCCCCAUCGUUUGGCUGUCAAGCCAUCGCCAAACAUCCGACUGCCGGUGGCGUUGAGCCUAGCCCUUCCUUUCUUUAGCAGCAAAAAUACAAGCUUGACUAAAGUCAACGAACACGAUUUAGAUGUCGAUAACGAAAAAGUAGUUUUGCAACAAAAACUUAUUGAAGCCGAUCAGCUCUUUCUGGCAAACAAGUAUGAGGACGUAGUACGUUUACUUGUUGACUAUAAGGACAAAAAUGAUGUACAAGUAUUAUGGCGUUUGAGCAAAGCUGAGUACAAUAUGAGUUUAGAUGAAAACAUUAGCAAGGAGAAAAAAAAAUCUUUGAUAUCAUCAGCACAUGAAUCUAUUAUUAAAGCAUUAAACAUUGAUUCAAAUAUAUCUGAAGUUCACAAAUGGGCUGCUGUCUUAAUCGAUGCAUACAGCAAUAUCAAUUUAGGAAUCAAAGAACAAUUACUUAAAUUGGAAACUGUGAAAUUUCAUUUGCAAAUGGCAUUGGAACUUAACCCGAAAGAUCCAUUGAUACGAUACAUGAUUGGUUAUUGGUGUUACAAUCUUGCUGAUAUCUCUUGGUUUCGGAGAAAGCUUGGAUCAAUUAUAUUUGGCACUGAAAUUCCUGAGUCGACAUACGAAGAAGCAUUAGAAUAUUUUAGAGAAGCUGAAUCAAUUCAACCUAAGUUUUACUGCAAAAAUCUUCUUAUGUUGGGCAAAACGUUUUUGAAGAUGGACAACAAGUUUAGCGCCGAGUAUUAUCUGAAACUAGUCACUCAAUACCCUGUUAAAACUGUCGAAGACCAUCAAGCCAAAAUUGAAGCAGAAAAAAUUCUCAAAUCAUCGUUUUAGUAAUAGUCAAAUUGCUAUAAUUUUCUUCUACAACUUCAUGACAGCUGGAUUAUUAUCAUCACCGCCGCUUUAAAAUUCUAAUGAAUGUGUAUGUUAAAUGACUACUAUAUUUUUACCCUAACUUAGCAUUUUAGUGUAGAUAACCUAUAACUCCAGAAUUUCUAUUCUCCAAUGAUCUGUAUCCGGGUUCUUCAAACUAUAGCAUGCAUCUUAAGUUUAAAACCUCCCAAUAUAUUUUGUUUUCAUAUAAUAUUAUCUGCACAUAAAUUGUAACCUGUAAGAACUUGUUAUUUUAUUUAUUAAAAAAAAAUUGUUUUCAAAUCAUUGUAAAUUGUUAUAAUUUAAAAUAGGUAUACUUAGUAUGAACUGUGCUUUAAUAGUAUAUAAGUGUCUAUGAGAUACUAAUCUUAUGUUUAAUAAGAUAACGCUUUAAGUUACAUUUUUUUUGCUGUCACUAGUCCUAUACUUUAUGUAUUAUACUUAAAUCAUAAUAUAUAUAAAUAAAAACUUUAUAAUUAAGGAGUCGAAACUUAGCUGUUAAUUACAACCUAUUUAUGACUUAUUUUAAACAUAGUAUUCUGUGAUUAAACAAAAUGAUCUUUUUUAUGUUACUUAAUUUAUUUAUGAUUUGUUACAGUUAGACUUAUUAUGUAUUAGUAUUUAUUUGUUCCUUUGAAGUGCUGUGUGUUACAUUAGUUUUACAUUUUUUACUUUUGUUAUGAAAAUAAACUAUUAUCACUUAAACAAUCUA